UGGAGGAGUGGCUAGCUAGUUGCUAGUGAGUCGCGUGUGCUAUUUUUUUACGUGAGUAAUAUGUAUGUUGUCCAGUAUUUAAAGGACUACAUAGUAGACGUUGUGUAUGAACGCCAUACAAUGUUGAAUGGGUUUUCUAUCAGUCGGUUGGACUUUGCAAAUCUACUCUGUUUUUCCAGUUAGCUAACGUUAGCUAGCGUAACUUCCGAUUUUUGCUUUCGCGGUGCCAGGCUGCCUGCAUUAUGUCACUGCUUAGCCUUGUGGAUGAAGCCAUCAAGUUGUGUAAAGUAGAGGAGACCAAGAUAAACGAGAACAUCCUUCAAUACAGGGAGAUACUGCGCUCUUUGAGACCACAGCAAGAAGACGGCAAGGAAAUAGAACUAACAGAUGAUGUUGAAAAGGACCCAGAUGUCCAACUGGAGGAGAGACGGGAGAUGGAACUGCUGAAUCGAUUGCUGGAGAAGGCCCUCAGAGUUCGCGCUGGCACAGCACCCCAAAAAGACCCUCAGAACUGUCCAGGACCAAAGAAAGAACCAGUGGACACUACACAGGGCAAGGGAAGGGCUCUGACCCCAGGUGGCACCAAAGGGAAUAAAAAUGGCAUUAAAACUACCUCCAAACCCAUCACGAUGGACAAAAAAGAGUCCAAAAAGUAUUCUGCCUCCCAUCUCUACAGGGGUGGAAGGGGGAGGAUGGGUCACCCUGUAGGUCAUUCAGGACAAGGCAGGGCAAGCAUGAUCAGAAGCUCUGUCCAGAUGCAGAAACGAUCUGUCGUGUCAUCAAAGGGGUUUCCUCCCCAGUCCUCUGGGAAGGAAGUGAAGCAGGCUGGUCCUCCAGGUCCUGUGUCACAUGAUCAGGGUCAAUCACCACAGGCCUCAUCAGCACAUCAUCAGGUUGAGGUGUCCCACAGGUCAGCUGCAGCCACUUCCUUCCAGCCCCCUAACUGGGACACGGUGUCUGUUUCACACAUGGAGGGGAUGCCAAAAGCACAUGUAAUUUCACCUCCACAGAAUGGGGCUCCCACACCGUUGUUAACUAAAUGGAUCAGUCUAAGGACCAAACAAAGCAGGUUAUGGGACAAAGUCCUGGCUCUACAAUCCAAACCUGUGGCGGAGAGGAGUCACUUCACAGAGAGAGUGAAAGCCACUUUCUCCAGAGAGUGGCCAACCAGUGGCAGCCCGGCCGACACCGGGGCUCAGGUGGACAGACUGACACAGCUCUGCACGGAUCUGAGUCAUUGCUACCAGAGCGAGCGGCUGCUGACUGGCCAGACCUUCAGAACCUCUGGCACUGAGCCAGGUACCAGCCCAACCAGAGGAGAUGCAGAAGGGGGGAUGGAAGGAGGGAUAACAACAUGCCAGAAGAGGGAAUAUGAGUCCUUGCUGAUGCUGGAAGGACUGGAGAAGAUGGUGGCAGACCUCCGGAAACAUGCUGGACAGCUGAGAAAAGAGCGGGAGGCAUGGGAUCGAUGGAGGAGGCUGAAGGGGGAAGGAGCGGGCGCGUUCUGCCCCGUCAGGAGUAAGGGUGAGUGGGGUGACCUGAGUGGGGUGACCCCCUUGCCCCCCACCCUGACCUACACCAGCCAGGCAGAGCUCCAGGAGGUGGAGAGGCUGAGGUUGCGAGUGGAGCUGCUACAGCAGGAGGUGCACCUGCAUCAGGCUCUCUCUGACACCAUGGUCAUGCCCUCCGCUCCUGGACUUCCCAACCCCGCCGCGCUCCGUGACAUUUACUCCCUGCUUGGAGAGGGAGGGGUGAUGUUUCCUACUCUGGUUCUGGACACAGAACCUGACUAAAGGAGCAGGUCAAAUGAACUGAACAGGCCAAAUCACCUGGGUCAUGUUUAUUAGGGCACACAAUGCAGCAGGAAACAAAUGAACUGAACAGGCCACAUCACCUGGGUCAUGUUUAUUAGGGCACACAAUGCAGCAGAAAGCAAAUGAACUGAACAGGCCAAAUCACCUGGGUCAUGUUUAUUAGGGCACACAAUGCAGCAGAAAGCAAAUGAACUGAACAGGCCACAUCACCUGGGUCAUGUUUAUUAGGGCACACAAUGCAGCAGGAAACAAAUGAACUGAACAGGCCACAUCACCUGGGUCAUGUUUAUUAGGGCACACAAUGCAGCAGGAAACAAAUGAACUGAACAGGCCACAUCACCUGGGUCAUGUUUAUUAGGGCACACAAUGCAGCAGAAAGCAAAUGAACUGAACAGGCCAAAUCACCUGGGUCAUGUUUAUUAGGGCACACAAUGCAGCAGAAAGCAAAUGAACUGAACAGGCCACAUCACCUGGGUCAUGUUUAUUAGGGCACACAAUGCAGCAGGAAAGAAAUGAACUGAACAGGCCAAAUCACCUGGGUCAUGUUUAUUAGGGCACACAAUGCAGCAGGAAACAAAUGAACUGAACAGGCCAAAUCACCUGGGUCAUGUUUAUUAGGGCACACAAUGCAGCAGGAAACAAAUGAACGUUUCUAAUUGGACAAGUCCAGGUAGCCUCUCCCUGUUUCAUUCGGUGUUCUUCCAUUUGGUGCCUAAUGAACACGACCAAGAAAGACUAUUGAAGAAUAGACCAAUGAAUGGUAUGUCUUAGGAGGGGACACUGAGAACAGAGGAAGAAGAAUGGAGAAUCUUCUGAAAAGAGGCAUUUUUUGGUGUUGGGAAUGUCAAUCUGUGUAUUUAUUUGGAGAGAUUGAGCAUUUUGGUUUUACAUUGUUCCUUUUGAAAAAUAUUGUAAGACUCCUAUAAUUAGAUUCAAUUAUUAAAAUUGAUGGAUAUUGAAAAAGUUA
Oncorhynchus mykiss (rainbow trout) is the source of this 2781-nucleotide messenger RNA. It is a transcript of the gene tedc2, whose product is annotated as tubulin epsilon and delta complex 2. NCBI's taxonomy places the organism in Eukaryota, Metazoa, Chordata, Actinopteri, Salmoniformes, Salmonidae. The record is from RefSeq and is a predicted model, not a curated record.